GGUGUGGUGAAGAGAUUGCUGUAGAAAAUUGCUUCAGUUUGCGUGAGGGCUGCGUGGCCCUUUAAAUAUGUUUAAAAUUGACUUCCAAUGAACCAUUCUGCUUUGAAAUUUAUCUGUGCGCAAUCAACAUGCAAGGGAUCUAAAAAAAGAAGCGGAUUUAGCCCAAACUAGCUUGAUCAGGUCCAGCACGUUGUCGUCUCAGGUGCCGGUCAAACAGGAACAAUGAGUGAGUUGGAACAGUUGCGACAGGAAGCGGAACAGCUUCGCAAUCAGAUCCGGGAUGCUAGAAAAGCCUGCAGUGACUCCACACUUUCGCAGAUGACCGCGAGCUUGGACUCAGUGGGGCGGAUACAGAUGAGAACAAGACGCACGCUCCGAGGUCAUCUGGCCAAAAUCUACGCCAUGCACUGGGGCAGUGACUCCAGGUUACUUGUCAGUGCCUCCCAAGAUGGCAAACUCAUCAUAUGGGAUGGUUAUACGACCAACAAGAUGCACGCUAUUCCCCUGCGCUCGUCCUGGGUCAUGACCUGUGCCUACGCCCCGUCGGGGAACUACGUGGCCUGCGGAGGCCUGGACAACAUCUGCUCCACCUACAGCCUGAAAACCCGCGAGGGCAACGUCCGGGUCAACCGAGAGCUGGCUGGACACACAGGCUAUCUAUCUUGCUGUCGUUUUCUUGAUGACAAUCAGAUCAUUACCAGCUCUGGUGACACCACAUGUGCAUUGUGGGACAUUGAGACGGGCCAACAGACCACCAGUUUCACAGGACACUCGGGUGAUGUCAUGAGUCUGUCUGUCAGUCCUGAUUUAAAGACGUUCGUGUCAGGAGCCUGCGACGCUUCUGCUAAACUGUGGGACAUCAGAGACGGGAUGUGCAGGCAGUCAUUCACCGGCCACGUCUCUGAUAUAAAUGCCGUCUGCUUCUUUCCGAAUGGGAAUGCCUUCACGACGGGUUCAGACGACGCCACCUGCAGGCUGUUUGACCUGCGCGCGGAUCAGGAGCUCAUGAUGUAUUCUCACGACAACAUCAUCUGUGGCAUUACCUCUGUGGCCUUCUCCAAAAGCGGACGCCUCCUGCUGGCCGGAUACGACGACUUCAACUGCAACGUCUGGGACACUUUAAAAGGAGAACGUGCAGGUGUCCUGGCCGGUCAUGACAACAGAGUGAGCUGUUUAGGAGUUCCUGAUGAUGGGAUGGCUGUGGCCACGGGAUCAUGGGACAGUUUCCUUCGGAUCUGGAACUGAGAGCGGUAUUGAAAUCUCUGGCUCCUGCUUCCUUCGGUCCCCUUUCUGUGUCUAUCCACAGCAGUCCCUCUGUAUUCCAGUUAUUACACAUGAUUUCAGUAAGUAGAUGAAUCCCGUGGAGAAGCCGAUCAUCACCGCAGGCCACAGGAAUUCUAGGAAGAGAUUAUUAAAGUGUCAUUGUGUAAUAUGUAAAUAUUCAUGUAUAUGAAUAUAGAUAUGGUAUAUAUGUACAGCAUUAUGUGUAUGUAUAUACCAUAUAGUAUAUACAUAGUGUUCAUGUAUAUAUUUUUCUAGUUGAUCAUUUGCCCAUGAUAAUUUCAUUAAUCUAAAAAGAAUUUUUUUUUUUUUUUUGUACAUAGAAAACAACGCUAAACUAGUUGGAACAUUGCAUGUAUUACAAAAACAUUGUGAAUUUUCUGAAGUUUCAGUGCAUUGGAAAAUAAGCGUAAAACUUUUUUUUUUAUGCAGAUGAAAACCUCUGAACUUUUAUUAUGAUUUUUUUUUUUUUUUAUACACGCCACUAAAUCAAUAAUCGUUUAUUGGUGCUUGAGUUGGUUUAUAAUGAGAGCACUGAAUUUUCUCGCAGCCUUGAGAUUGAAUGUUUAACUCCAAGCAUUUUGACGCCUUGUUUUGAUUGGUAACAAAAUUUAAUUAUCGAUCUGCCAUUGAACUUCAACCUUAAAUACUAGCGAUCACAAUAUAACUAAUCCUAGUGCAUAAAUUCCUAUUCUUGGUGCUUACAAAGAAAUCUGUGCUUUGAAUGAAUUCCUAACACUUGCUUUAUCGGUUUCUAAAUUGGAAAUGCCCACAAACCCUUCUCUUAAAUUUAAAUGUUGCAGUGUUACAAAGAUGGAACAUCUUGGGGAAAAAAAAGUCUAAAUUUUUAUUGGUGUUAAUUUUUUUUUUUUUUUUGUGACCAUAGUUUCAGCAUGUAAAUGUAUUCAUACAGGUGGAAAUGAAGAACACUACCUGGUCAAGAUAAACUUCAAGUUAAACUGCUGACAAGUCACUGUAUUAGGCUUAAUUUUUCUAUGGAUCAAAAUAAACGUAGACCAGAGCGAUGAAGCAGUUUACUCACUUUCGCCAUAUUUAAGUGCCAUCGGUUCUUACAGUAUUGAUGUUAGUUUGAGAUGUGUGUCCGUAACCAGCUUAACAAGCCUCAUUAAAACGCUGAUGUUUGUGCCAUUGUUAACGCUUUUAACACGUCAUGUAACUGUGAAAAGCAUUUAAAAUAUUUCUUUUACUUUACCAUUUUAUAUAAAAGGGAAUCGGAGCUUAAAAUUAUUUUAGGGUAUUAAAACAUGGAUUUUUUUUUUUUUUUUUGUAUGAAGAUUCUUAUUAGCAUAAAUAAAAACCCUUUCACUGCUCCAUAAAGGAAUUGAUUUUAGUUUGUUUUUUGUUGAGUUUUAUGAUGAUUAACUGUGAAAAGGGAUGUCUUUGGUAAUAAUGUCUCAUUUAGAAGUCACUUUGAAUUCAGUUUAAACAUGAAUUAUGCUGGUAUUAUAAGUAUCGGUUAGAUUUAAGUCCGAUUUAUAUUGUUGGUAUUGUAGAUGUUGCAAGAUUGCAAAUCAGUGAUUCUUUUUGUGGUUGUUUUAUUAUGAACAUGUUUAGGAUUUGAGUAGUUGAUUGUGGAUCAGCUGAAAUCAACAGUUUUAACAUAUAGCUGCCAAAAGAGUGGCUGAAAUGCUGAUGUAGUCUUUCAGAGCUUUAAUGAAAACCAUUGACUUUUCCAAAUGCAUUUUUCUUUUUUUUUUUUACCAAUUAUUUCCAAUUCCAAAACACUCAAACUUGGCAACAAAAGAAAAUUUUUAGUAUUACAGUAUAUGUUAGAACCCUAAUGUUUUUAAGUAUUCAUAAGAUACUUUUGGCUCUUUGUAAGCUUCACAUUGUUUUUCUUCUUUAUUUUGAGCCAGUACAACCAGGAGUGUGGUGCCUUGUGUACUUUGACAGUGCCAUAAUUUCAAAUAAUCAUUUUUAGUAAUUGUUUCUCAACUUCUUCGUAUUUGUAAAGUAACCUGGUGAUAAUGCUGCCAUACACUGAUAUUGUAACCAAUAAAAAUACUUUUAACCACA
Molecule: messenger RNA, 3318 nt
Organism: Carassius carassius (crucian carp)
Lineage: Eukaryota; Metazoa; Chordata; Actinopteri; Cypriniformes; Cyprinidae
Gene: gnb4b
Product: guanine nucleotide binding protein (G protein), beta polypeptide 4b
Exons: 10
Coding region: 223-1245 (340 amino acids)
Biological process (GO): G protein-coupled receptor signaling pathway
Cellular component (GO): cytoplasm; heterotrimeric G-protein complex
Molecular function (GO): signaling receptor complex adaptor activity; protein binding
Source: RefSeq, a predicted model, not a curated record